This is a messenger RNA of Oldenlandia corymbosa var. corymbosa, 1229 nucleotides long. Lineage: Eukaryota; Viridiplantae; Streptophyta; Magnoliopsida; Gentianales; Rubiaceae. The record is from the annotation of a GenBank genome assembly.
CAAAAUUCUUUUAUGGUCGACAGCAUCACUUUUACCAAACUGAGCUCUCUGAAUGUUGGACUGCCUUUUCUUGUAAACCACAGCUCCGACACCGACCAUAAAGACUUCGGAGGUGGAGAUUGGAGAAGGAGACGAAGGAGAAUUGUUGUGUUGUGCCGGCGAAGGAGGCGUCGACGACAUGGGGUUCCGGUGCCAGACUUGUGGAUUUCGGAUCUGCAGAGAGAAUCAACGGUGGAUUAAAGAAUGCCAAUAGAAAAGGAACAAUCUCUAUCCUUUGUAUCGGGUUCUUCUUAUUGGAUAUGGUAUAUAUUCAUGAAGUUCUAAAGUUGAAAACCAAGUAGAAAGAGUGAGAGAUGGGGAAAUUGCAGAAUUUUGCUGGUGGGCUUCGACCGACUCCUGACCCAAAUCAGUUUCUGGGUCCUUCAAGAACAACUGCUGUGAAGCUUUCUCUAUUCUCCUGGCAGAACGAACUUUACUCUUCAAGGUUUCAUUGGUUUUGAUGGCUUGCAAAUUGGACGCUUGUUUUGAAGGGAAAUUUACAAUGAGACUACCUAGGGGAUACUCAUGUGAGUUCAAAGGAGGUUUUGGAUGGAAGAAGGGAAGAAAAUAACUAGGCAAAGAUGGUUUAGAUGGGAAUAGGUAUUCUCACAAUUAGCCAUUCAUUCUUGCAAACACACUUGUUUCGCCACGAGCAUACCUAUUCCCGUCUAAACCAUAUAUGUCUAAUUGUUUCAGCAAGUGGAAGGCAUUGGGUUGUAUGUGAUGAGGUGUUGGAUUCAUCAUUUGGGCCAAUCCUUCGAGGCUUACUCUCCCAAUCACAGAAGUCAAUGGAGAUGUGGUGCAAGCAAAACGGUGUUCCAUUCCUAGAUCUUGGUGUUGAGGAUGAUCAAACUCUUCAAGGGUCAGAAGGGCAAAAUGAUCAAGCAGGUUCUGAUUCAAGUGAUUGGGAUUGAAGGUCCGAGGAUGAAGACAACCAUACUCUAGGUUGAUUAGCGUUGAUCAAUAGAGGUGAUGUGUGUUGGGUUAAGAUUUUCAUUUUGAAAAUGGAUGUUUCUGCGUCAUUUGACACUGGUUUAAACGUUUGUUGGAUUGAAUUGUAUUGUUCUUUACAACUUUGUUGAAUGCUUUUUGAAAUAUUUGAUUUAAUGGUUGAAUUGACAUUUGGUAUUAGAUUUAUUGGAUUGGAUUUGGUAUAAUUGUAAACAUUAGGGGUUCAAAUAUAAAUAAUU